UGUCAUCAUAACAUACUUCAUCCAUUCCAUUCCAUCGCAACCCCUCCUUGUUUUCCUUUCCCCUCCACCCCACUUGUGCUCGGAGCUUCUCUCGAUCUUUUAUUACCCCUCUCAUCCUCUUGAACCUUGCAAAAUAUAGCUAUCUCUCAUUCAAUAUACCCCUCUCCAAUUUCAAUUCUAUCACAAUCAAUCAACAUGUCGAACGGAAUCACAUUCAAGCUGAACAACGGCGUGAAGAUCCCCGGUGUCGGAUUCGGUACCUUCGCCAGCGAGGGCUCGGUCGGUGAGACCUACAAGGCUGUCACCUGCGCUCUGGAGACCGGAUACAGGCACCUGGAUUGUGCCUGGUUCUAUCUCAAUGAAGGUGAGGUUGGUGAUGCGAUCCACGACUUCCUCCAGAAGAACCCAUCCGUCAAGCGUGAGGAUAUCUUCGUCUGCACCAAGGUCUGGAACCACCUCCACCGCCACGAGGAUGUUAUUUGGUCCAUUGAGAACUCCCUCAAGAGACUCCGUCUCGAUUACGUCGAUCUAUUCCUCGUCCAUUGGCCCAUUGCUGCCGAGAAGGAGGACCAGGAGAAGCCCAAGAUAGGCCCCGAUGGCAAGUACGUGAUCCUCAAGGACCUCACUGAGAACCCUGAGCCCACAUGGCGCGCCAUGGAGAAGAUCUAUGAGGAGGGCAAGGCCAAGGCCAUCGGUGUCUCCAACUGGACCAUCGAGGGACUCGAGAAGCUGCUCAAGUUUGCCAAGGUCAAGCCUCAGGUCAACCAGAUUGAAAUCCACCCCUUCCUGCCCAACAACGAGUUGGUCCAGUACUGCUUCAAGCACGACAUCCUGCCCGAGGCCUACUCCCCCCUGGGCUCCCAGAACCAGGUGCCCACCACCGGCGAGCGGGUCAGCGAGAACAAGACCCUCAACGAGAUCGCCCAGAAGGGCGGCAACACUCUGGCCCAGGUGCUCAUCGCCUGGGGUCUGCGUCGGGGCUACGUUGUGCUCCCCAAGAGCUCCAACCCGGCUCGUAUCGUCUCCAACUUCAAGAGCAUCGAGCUGGCCGAUGAGGACUACGAGGCCGUCAACAAAGUGGCCGAGGGUCGUCACUUCCGCUUCGUCAACAUGAAGGAUACCUUUGGCUACGAUGUUUGGCCUGAGGAGACCGCCAAGAACCUUUCUGCUUAAAUAGAUGGGUUCGAGGAGGGACAAUAGACUUCUUUUCUUUAUGCGGGACAUAAACAAUUGGAGAGUUGUCGGAGGUUUAUACAGUGGCUACAUAUAUUCCCCAUAGUAUCAACGAAGAAUGUACGGGUGUUACGAUGCCUACGAACAUCAACUUUUGGAUAGGUUAUUCUGGUUUAAGUAGGAUACAAAAAAUUUACCAGGUACCUUACAAGAAAAGCCAAAAAAUUAAAUAAAUAAUAGAAAUAUCUAUUUCCAAAAGCCAAGCGGCAAGUGAAAAAAAAAAAAGAUUUU
Molecule: messenger RNA, 1464 nt
Organism: Aspergillus alliaceus
Lineage: Eukaryota; Fungi; Ascomycota; Eurotiomycetes; Eurotiales; Aspergillaceae
Gene: gldB
Product: putative glycerol dehydrogenase (GldB)
Exons: 2
Coding region: 196-1173 (325 amino acids)
Cellular component (GO): cytosol
Molecular function (GO): aldose reductase (NADPH) activity
Source: RefSeq, a predicted model, not a curated record